AUGUCAAGAAGAACACUGAGAAAAAGAAUGCCAGACGCUGAAUAUUUAAUUGGCUAUGUUGAAGAUAACGAACCGAUUGAGAAGAUCAUGAAGAAGUUCAAACAACUUGAAGAAUACCAAACAAAAGUUGGCAGAGAUAACCUAACAUCUGAGGAUUGCCGCGAAUUAAUCGAAUCCACAUCAAUAGGAGAAAUCCAAAGUAGUUUCAGGCCAAGGUAUGAGUUUUCUGAUAUUUCGUCAAUGUCUUCUGAUUCAGAUUCAGAAGGAACAGACAGCACUCGUCAAGCAAAAUAUGUGGAUCCCGUCACACAGUCAUAUAUGGCGGUACAGAAAAAUCUCGGCGAAGGCAGGGUAAUUCACGAAGACGUAUUUAAUUUAAACUUCCAAGAAAAAUUUGAAGCAAUUUUGAUAAACGCUCCUGACGGUCUAAACAUCAGAGCUAAAGGAAAAUUGAAAUACCUCAAAGGAUUGAUGAAUAAAGGCCUUAUUUUCCUUUGGAGCCAAAAAAAGGAAAUCAAGGAAUGGGUUGAAGUCAUGGAAAAAAUGAAGUAUAUUGCAUUGGAUUGAUUGUCUAAAAAAUUGUUAAAAUUGCGAGUAUAAUUAUGUAUUAAUCUCAAUUCAUAAGAAGCAGUAUAUCAAUAUGUGGAAAAUCUUGUAUGAGUACAAGUAGAUCAAACUAAUGUGGAUGCAGCUGGAGGUCUUGUUAAUCUCACAGAUUUUACUCCAAAUCUAAUUAGUAAGCAACCUGGCUGGCCUUUUGCAACUUCUCAUUUGACACUACUGAUGUUCAGAAAGAUCGCUUCAGGAAAGUUGGAGUUGAGACAUCAGAGAACUUGUGAUGUUGUUUUUGAUUUUACAAAACCAAAAAAUUAUGUUUAUCAUAUGAUAUACUGGAUAGAUUGAAUUUGGGGUAUAUUAAUACGGAAACUUAAAUAAAUGGUUACUUUCUGUACAAAUCAGAGCGGCAAAAUUAUUUAUAAGUGAAAAAUUAAUGCAAGCAGUAUAGAAACUUUAUUACCUGAAGCUGGGGUUAAAUUAGAGUUGUGGGCAGAUGGAGAAAGCCGAGAUGGAUGGAUUCAUGUAGUUCAUGAAGAAAAUUAA
This is a messenger RNA of Blepharisma stoltei, 1101 nucleotides long. The record is from the annotation of a GenBank genome assembly. Lineage: Eukaryota; Ciliophora; Heterotrichea; Heterotrichida; Blepharismidae.